CAUACGACAAUAUCCAGUUUAGUCGUUUAUGACAAUAAACUAUAUAUUAAUCAGAGUUAAUUUAAAAAUCUGCGAGUUUUCAACACAAGGAGGAGGAGAUGAAUUACGAAUUUGGGCGAGAAAGUGGUUUUAUCAACAGCCAGCCGUCGCUCGCUGAGUGCCUGACAUCUCUCACUAACCCUGUCGGUGAUGCAUUUCAAAGUUCAUCAAUCAAGAGCUCGGCGCUUUCACAGUCGACACUGAUUCCUCCUCCUUUUGAGCAGACCAUCCCCGGCCUGAACCCGGGCAUCCACCCACGCCACAGCCGCUCAAAGCAGCCGCUGCAGGCUGCAUCCCUACCCCCGGAGUACCCGUGGAUGAAGGAGAAGAAAAGCAUCAAGAGACACCAGACUGCUGCUGCUGCUUCUUCUGCAACAACGACUGACUCCUCACCACUCUACUUCUCCCCCCAAGGUUCACCAGAGGGGCCAGAGGUUGGUGUUGGCGGUGGAGGGGCAUCCAGGAGGUUGAGGACCGCGUACACCAACACACAACUUCUGGAGCUGGAGAAGGAGUUUCAUUUUAAUAAAUACUUGUGCAGACCGAGGCGAGUGGAAAUAGCUGCUCUGCUGGAUUUAACUGAGAAGCAGGUGAAAGUGUGGUUUCAGAACAGGAGGAUGAAGCACAAGAAGCAGACCCACUGCAAGGAGAACCGGGACAGUGAGGGGAAAUACGCGUGCCUGGACGACGGGCCGGAGGAAGAGUUUGAGCAGGAGGAGGACAGCAGUGCAGAGCGGACGCUCCUGGAGAGGGAGAGGUAUUUCCACCAAAAUACCUUAACUUCACAACAUUGUCAGAACGGACACAAUGGGGAGAACCAAAGCCCGGCUGCUACGCCUUUGAACAGCAAUGAGAAAAAUCUGAAACAUGUUCCUAACCCGGCACCCACUGUUCCUAUCUGCGUGUCAACAAUAGGCCCGGACAAUGAUAAUUCCUCGGGCCUGGACGUCUCUUUGCAGGAUUUCCACGUUUUUUCAUCCUCCUCCUCUUUCUCACCAAGUUUUUCAGAUUCGCCACAAAGUCCCCUGUCUUUAUCAUCCGAAACUUUUGACCUUUUCUCUGAAACACUUACAACAAUCGACCUGCAAAACUUGAGCUAUUGAAAUAUUUGAACAUGUUUUAUUUGAAUUCAGACACUUGUUCAGUUUAUAUGCUCAGUGUUAAUAGAUCUCACAAAUAAGGUAAGUUGAAGCAAAAACAACAUGAGCCUGUACGGGCAGUUUAGGCUGCGAGAGAAGAGUUUAUUUUUAUAUGAAU
Molecule: messenger RNA, 1296 nt
Organism: Cottoperca gobio
Lineage: Eukaryota; Metazoa; Chordata; Actinopteri; Perciformes; Bovichtidae
Gene: hoxa2b
Product: homeobox A2b
Exons: 2
Coding region: 99-1142 (347 amino acids)
Biological process (GO): regulation of transcription by RNA polymerase II
Cellular component (GO): nucleus
Molecular function (GO): DNA-binding transcription factor activity, RNA polymerase II-specific; RNA polymerase II cis-regulatory region sequence-specific DNA binding
Source: RefSeq, a predicted model, not a curated record